AUGUCAACAACACAGGAUCUUGAACAGACAACAACCCUCCGCCUAGCCUCAGGCAACGGCCCCAUCACCCGCUCCAUCCUCCCCCAUCCCUCGCGGGACGCACUCCCCUGCGAACUCCCCAUCAUCUCCCUCGCCCCCCUCUUCUCCUCCUCCCUGGCCGAUCGUCUCGAACUUGCGCAGCAGAUCCGUCAAGCCGCCACGACCAACGGUUUCUUCUACAUCACCUCCCACGGGAUCCCUCCCUUUGUGACUCAAGAAGCAGAGGAAGCAGCCUUCAAAUUCUUCCGCUCUCCGACAGAAGAGAAGGAAAAGGCCAGUAUGCACAAAAGUCUGUACAAAUACGGCUGGAAACCUCCUCGCACGCAGCGCUUGAACCCGUUUGAGAGCGUCGAUCAUCGCGAGUCUUUCUCGUGGAGGUAUGAUCCCCGCUAUGACCCCAGCGUGGAUGAUGUGACCAAAAUUCCGGAGGAGGUGAGGGUGAUGAUCAAGCAUGAUCCGGACGACUACCCAUGGAGUGCCGUCUCUCCUGACUUCAAGGGCGCAAUAAUCCGGUAUUUCCAGGCUGUCUUGGCGCUAGGUCGGGUUCUGUUGAGAGCCUUUGCGCUGAGUUUGGGGUUGGAAGAAACGGCGUUUGAUGAGAAGAGUCGAUGGCCUGAUUUAGGCAUGGCUGUCAACUAUUAUCCACCGCUAUCGAUGGAGGAGAAAGAACAGGAGAAGGGAGAGGAGACCAAGGUGUCGAUUGGGUCGCAUACCGACUUCCAGCUGUUCACAAUCCUGGGGCAGGACCAGGUGGGCGGGCUGCAGGUUCUGUCGCGAUCAGGGCAGUGGUUGAAUGCGAAGCCAAUCCCGGGGACGUUUGUGGUCAACUUUGGGGAUUACAUGCAGCGCAUUACAAACGAUAAGUACGUGAGUACUGUGCAUCGGGUGCAGAACUACUCUGGGAAAGAGAGGUUGAGCAUGGCCUUCUUCUUUGGCUUCAACCUGAACGAGACGUGUGAAGUGUUGGACAGCUGUGUCGAGGAGGGCGAGGAGCCAAAAUAUGAGGCGAUUAGCUGUUGGGAGUGGACGCAGAGGAGGGUCAAGAUGAUGCAUGAUGUCAAGGGGAAUGGGAGUUACUAA
Molecule: messenger RNA, 1119 nt
Organism: Neurospora tetraspora
Lineage: Eukaryota; Fungi; Ascomycota; Sordariomycetes; Sordariales; Sordariaceae
Exons: 2
Coding region: 1-1119 (372 amino acids)
Molecular function (GO): 2-oxoglutarate-dependent dioxygenase activity
Source: RefSeq, a predicted model, not a curated record